CAGCGAGCAAUCAGUGGGCGCCAAGUCGUGCAUGACAGGGUCCUCCUCACCUCGGAUACGAUACCUUGUAAUUGUUUAUGUCCGACCAAAGCUGCAACCACCCAGCGCAACUUCUCGACCAACAAGUCCAAACAAAAUAUCGCAACCCUUCCCACAUUCCACCCUCGAACCUGCUCCACCUCCUCUUGUCCCAAUCACAAAACUGCAUCUUGGCGCCGCGAGCACGAUAAACGGAUGCCCGUCACGCGCGCAGCAGCUCAGGCCAUGAGCGACGACGUCGACGAGUCGACACAGCCGCGCGCAUCGCGCUUCAAGGAGCACACCAACACGAAUGGCAGCAUACGACCGCCGCCCGACGAGCUAUGGAAGGACAUUGGCAUUGAGGAGCUGAUUGAGCAGUUCAAUGAGGAGAACUCGAAGCCGCCGACUUCGCGAAAGAGCUCUGCGAAUCGUGUGCCUCGCCUGGUCAAGUCUUCUUCACGGGCAGCUUCCGGGAGCGCGACGCCUUCAGAUUCUGGCGUCGUGACAACCAUACAUGGAUCGGCAUCGACGCCGUCCGAGGGGACAUACGCCCGCCUCCAGCGCGCAUUCGCGUCCAUGUUCGGCAGCGUCCUGGGCAAGCGCAAGGCCGGGGCCACAGAUGCAGAGCGCGAGAGGGACCAGUACCAGCAGAUACUAGAGGAGCGCAAGAAGGCCGCCGAGAUUGCGUACCACGAGGCCAAAGACCUCGGUCUUCUCCCUACGCCAAAGGUCUACGUGCGACCCGCCAUGAAGUCGCGGCAGGUUGGCACCCCAUCUCAGCCUGUCGCGGCCGAGAAGAUGCAGCUGGGCUUGACCGCAGCCAUGGCCGAGGCAGCCACACCUAUCCGAGCUCCACGAACACCAACUCUCCGUCACACCCCGAGCAAGAAGGAUCUGUACAAGCAGAAGAAGCUCACCAAGCGCGUCUCGGACCUCGAAUACAAGCUCGCCUCCGCCCGCAAGGAGCUCCAGACGGUCCUCUACAGCGACGUACCACCUGUCCCACGCAUCCCCGACUUCGCACCACCUACACCCGACGUCACGCAAAGCGAAAACGACGGCAGAUCGCCAAGUGCCACCCCGGUCACUGAACCUCCUCAGAGCAUCGGCAAGAUUGUAAAGAAGCGCAAGGCCAUCGUCAACGACUCGGACGGCGAAUACAAACCCAUAUACACCGAUUCCGAGGGCGACCUCGAUCUUCUCUCCGCCCACUCCGCCUCCGAAGCCGAGAUGCCUGAGCGCAGCAUAAAACGCCCCAAGAGCGUCAAGAGCCCUGCAGGCAAGAGUCCCAGGAGAACCAGUUCGAGGUUGGUGAAGAGGUUCUCGAGAAACAACUUGAGGAGUGAGGAGCCUGUCAGGGUUGUGCCCGACGGUAUGGAUGUACCUGAUGUGCCUAUCAUACCUCACGAUAUGGAGAGCAAGGGAAAGAAAGUCAAGGUCAAGAUCAGUGAUGAUGGAUUUGGAGGGUUGGGCCACGAGAUCUUCUGACUCGGACACCGAUGAUUGGAGUCCCAGUUUCUGGUUCUGCAUACCAAGAGCAUGUUGGCGAAAGCUUGUCUAAGGCGACAGUGGACGUCGGCUACUCUAACUUGGAAUAUCUUGCAUAGCACCUGGCGUGCACGGGAAGGCGUUGCCGGAGCUCUUGUUCCCCCUUUCUCAACUAGUUUCUCUUCUCUUUCCCUUUUGUCAACUCCGUUUGCAUCUCCCUCUUCCUUACACUGUGUGUGGGCCCGGGUACUAUCUUUCUUCUAUCUCUGUUCGCUACAAAACUUGGAGCUUCUUUACAUGUCUGGGCAUUCGUAUAGUCAUUCUAUUCACGAAAGCGACGAUAUCACGACCAUAAUAGCGAAUACAAAUAAUACUUGUUUUUGUACAUACUCCUAGUCGCGAGGUAGGAAC
This is a messenger RNA of Alternaria alternata, 1920 nucleotides long. RefSeq lists its product as hypothetical. The transcript has a single exon. The record is from RefSeq and is a predicted model, not a curated record. Lineage: Eukaryota; Fungi; Ascomycota; Dothideomycetes; Pleosporales; Pleosporaceae. The coding region runs from base 235 to 1509 and encodes 424 amino acids.